UUUUUUUUUUAAAUAUAAAAAGUGACAUUCUUUUUGAACCAUGACUAAUAAGGAAAUCGUAUCAUAUACUGUAUAGAAGAUGAUAGGGAUGAGUACUAUUCCACUUCAAUUGUGUCUUAAAUUUCUUGCUUCGGAAAAUGUUAUUGGACUUACUUCUUCAUUAACUAAUAAACUUUAAAUUUUCAAAAUGUGGGAAUUCCCCUAAACUUUUGGACCUUUAAAUACAAUACAAAUUAUCUUCAAUUCUCGUAUCUAACCAACUUCGAAUAUUUUUUAAUUUAAAGGGAAGGAAGUAAUAAUAAUUUUAGAAGAUCUCAGCCGACGUAUACGACAAAUCCUAGGGGUGAAGCCCUAGAAGGACAUAGGCACUAAGAAGGAUAUGAAUAAAAAAACAUCGAAUAUCCACGUUUGAUAGGUUCACAAAUGAACUGUUUAUACUCUCUGAAUUUUCUUUAAUGAUGAAGAGUCAUAAUAAUAGUUUAUACUACUUAGUUGGAAAUGGGGAGGACGAUAAGCAUUAUAUGUAUAUAUAAGUUGCUCCAUUUCCUCAAAUUGGAUAGAUCGCAACUACACAAUCAAAGUCUGCAAGCUAUGCUUGAGUAGCCCUGAGCUUCAUAAUGUUCAAAAAAAAAAAAAAAAAAAAAAAAAAGAAGAAGAUAUCACAUACCUUGUAUGUAGUAAGAUAAAGGUUCAUUGAAGAAUUUACUUGGUUAUCUCACACCUCGUGUGUAAGGUGUUUGUUUUAAUUUGGAUGGAUUUAGGACUUAAUUUUACGGGUUCGAAUUCGAACUUUCACAACAAUAUAGUUCAUUUGAUUUAUAAGUUCGCAAUCUAUUUUUUGCUAGGAUUAAUUUAAUGAUUUUCUAAAUACAUGUAAUUGAACUAAAGCUAUUGAAAUCAAACGAACCACGCACUAGGUCCCCGCCUAUUGGAAGAAUGGAGCUUGUUCCAUUCUAAGUAGGUACAUGGAGUUCUGUUGUGUAUUUUACUUCGAUGAUAUAUAUAAAUAUGUUGCCAUCCAUUGAGAUGGGAGAGAUUGAAAAAAAAAAAAAAAAAAAAGAGGUCUCCGCCUCUGAUUGUUUCCAAAUUAAGUUCAAGCUUUUGUAGUUUGAGUAUUACUUCCUCUAUCUCAAUUUAUGUGACACUUUUCGCUUUUUGAGAUUUAAACUGUAUAAAUUUUGACCAAUAUUUAAGAUGGAUUUUUUCACCAAAUUGCUUUGAGAAAAGUUACAACUUAUAGUACUUUUCAUGUAGUUUUUAAAUAUAUAAAUUUUAUUCUUAAAAUAUUGAGUUAAUCUAAUCCAAUUUAGCUUCAAAGUUUGGUCAAAUUGACUCUCGAAAAGUGAAAAGUACCACAUAAAUUGGGACGGAGAGAGUAUAUAAUUCUAGACCAAAACCCUAGAUUAAGUUUGGGAGGAUAGAGGAAACCCUUUGAAAAGAGGAAGAGUCAAUUCUCUAUAUUUUUGGAAAACUCAAUUAACUUUAAACUUUUGUGGUGGUGUGUAGGGGUGUCAAUGGUACGGUUCAGAUGGUUAUUUUAUAAAUUUUAUACCAUAUUAAUUUUUUGGUUAUUUCAUUUUGUAGAACCAAAAUUAGACUUUUCGAAACUGUCCCAUCAUCUCGGUUUCUCUUCGGUAUCGGCACGGUUCGGUUAAUUUUCGAUUUUUUUUUUAAAAAAAAAAAAAAAAAAAAAACCUUCAUUGUCAUAGUCCCUAGCAAAAGUUAAAGACACGAUAUCAUGCAUACUUCUAUAAGAUUUUGGCAAAAACUCUCUAGACAUUUUUACUUUUUAAAAGGUGAUGAAUCACGAAAACAUGAAAGACGACAAGAAUAAAGAUUGAUCCCACAAUUUUACGGUAGUAUAAAAUAAUUUUAAGCGAAGACAAAAAGUAUAAUAUAUAUCACACGAGGAGGCAAAAAUCAAUUAAGAUGGAACUCAAGAACUGAGUCUACUAAGAUUAAGUAUCUAACAAGAGAAAAUUAAAAUCAUAUGUGAGGAAAUAUAUAUAAUACUUUGAAGUGUUCUAUCCAAGAUCGUUGGAAUACCUUCUACCUUAAAAGCUAGUUACUACUCGAGACGCUAGAACUAAUUUAAUUUCAAUAGGAGUAGUAUAAUAAGUUUCAGAGUUGAAACUCUUUUUUUUUUUUUUUUUUUUUUUUGGAAAGAGAACUAAAGCAACAAGAAACUAGCUCGAAACUAGGCGAGGGAAUGAGACCCCAAACAAUACCUCUUGCAAAGACCUGAAGAAAUGCUAGAAGGCACGUGUGAAUGCCUUUCAAAGGCGUUAAUAUGUUGUCGGCUUGUAGUCUUUUUCAUCAUCCCGAACCCAAGGCGAAAAUUUUAAUAUUUUGAUUAUAUUUAAAUCUAAUAUAUAGAAUAUAUUUUACACAUAUAAACUUAUUCGGUACGGUUCGGUAUUUUUUCGAUUUAUUUUUAUAAAAUUAAAAACCAACCUAAUUAUUUGGUACGCUUAUUAAUUUUUAUAAAAACCGUCAGUUUAUUUAAAAAAAAAAAACUAAAAAUUAGUUCAGUAGGGUACGGUUGGGUGGUUAAGUCGGUUUUUUAAAAACCAUUGACACCCUUAGUUGCGUUGAAAUCUUUCUCAGAACUUGGACGAGUAAAUCUAACCUAGCCGCUUAAUUACACCCAAAUCACAUUAACUAAAAACUAAUUCUAAAGCACCUUAGUUGUCAAAGAAUCUAGCAACCUGUUUUUUAUCCCCUGUUCAAAUUUUUAUAAUCCAGAAAUGUCCCUAGCUUGCAUUUUCCUCUUCUUCGUCAUAAAAUAUCCAUUAAAGCUAAUCACAAGGUCUUGUUGUUUCAACACUUUAUUUGUUAUCAAUAAUCUCUAAAGGUGAGAAAUAUAAAGACAGAGAGGGCGAGAUCGAUAUUUUCAUCCAAAAGAUGGAUUCUUUUAGAGAUGUUAAUAUCCCUUUUGGUACUAAUUCUUUUCCAUUCUUGGAGAUAGAAAGUGAGAACCAAAUCUCUUUUGAGGAAAUCAAAGUGAAAGGUGAAGAUCUAGAAGAGAUUACCUUCAAGAAUCCACAAGAAAAUACACAAAAGGAAAAACAGUAUAUUGGAGUUAGAAAGCGGCCAUGGGGAAAAUAUGCAGCUGAAAUUAGGGAUUCGACGAGAAAUGGAAUUAGGGUUUGGCUUGGAACUUUUGACACUGCUGAAGAAGCCGCAUUGGCUUAUGACCAAGCUGCACUCUCAAUGCGAGGUGAAUUUGCUUGUCUUAAUUUCCCAGUAGAAAGAGUUCAAGAAUCGUUACAAGAAUUCAACUGUAGUGGCAAAGACGGUUCAUCCCCAGUUAUAGCUAUAAAGGAAAAACACAAGAAGAGACAUAUAAGAGGUAAAAGAAAACAAGCUAAGGAAGAAAAUGUACUUGUUCUUCAAGACUUAGGACCAGAUCUAUUAGAUGAGCUCUUGUCUGAGUGUUCUACUUCUCAAUGAUGUUCAAGUUUUUUU
Lycium ferocissimum is the source of this 3468-nucleotide messenger RNA. RefSeq names its product ethylene-response factor C3-like. NCBI's taxonomy places the organism in Eukaryota, Viridiplantae, Streptophyta, Magnoliopsida, Solanales, Solanaceae. Bases 2905 to 3453 code for a protein of 182 amino acids. Gene Ontology annotation, molecular function: DNA binding; DNA-binding transcription factor activity. Gene Ontology annotation, biological process: ethylene-activated signaling pathway; regulation of DNA-templated transcription. The record is from RefSeq and is a predicted model, not a curated record. The transcript has a single exon.